CGCGGGGGCUGGAGAACCUUCCGAGCAGGACAGUUUGAGCGAAACUCUGCAUACCUCUCUCUCCAAAUUUGAAGUUGCUGCGGCCUCUCGUUUUAUUAUUUACUACUCUCUCCCCAAAUUCCCAAAUUUUUUCUUUUCAUUUCGUCUUCAUUUUUGUAUUGCUGCAGAAUACACGUUCGGCAAACCUGACCACAAUGCCUAUCUCCAAGUCCACCAUAGACGAGAAGAAGGUGAUGCUUCCGCCCGGCGUUUAUACGCCUGUCAUUUCCCUUUACAAACCUACAAAAACUCAGGAGAUCGACCUGGAUUCCAUGUACAAACACUGUCAAUAUCUUGUCCGUGCCGGCCAACACGGCCUUGUCUACCAAGGCACAAACGGCGAAGCAGUUCUCCUCUCCCGUUCUGAAAAGAUAUCCAUUAUUCAAACCGCCCGUCGCGCUGUAACCGAUCUUGGUUUUCCCGGUUAUCCCUUGGUGGCAGGUAUAAGCGGACAAAGUACGAAUGAAAGCAUUGAGUUGGCGCAAGACGCCAAAGAUGCGGGCGCAUCUUUUGGUCUACUACUCCCACCUAGUUUCUGGACUAAAUCCAUUACCGAGGAGGCGCUGUUGGGAUUUUACAGAGACGUCGCCGACGCGAGCCCACUACCCAUUGUCAUCUACAACUUCCCCGCUGUAACCUCUGGCGUGGACCUGAAUUCUGAUGAUCUCGCCGCUUUGGCACAACACCCAAACAUUGUCGCUAUGAAAUUGACAUGUGGAAAUGUUGGCAAAGCGAUCCGCCUGACUUCACGCUUCUCUUCUGCUCAGUUCUCAGUGUACGGUGGCUCAUCCGACUUUCUAUUCCCUACGCUCGAGGGAGGCGGUGUGGGGUGUGUGACAGGGAUGGGGAACGUGUUUCCCAAAUCUACAGCGAGAGUUUAUGAUCUGUGGAUGGAAGGCAAGAAAGAGGAGGCUAGGGCGUUGCAGAAUGUCGUGGCCAAUGCAGAAUGGGCCUGCAAGAAGAGUUUGGCGCUGACAAAGUUUGCUGCAGGGCAUUUUCUAGGUUCUAAAUUAGGAAUCAAAAGCGAAGCGUUCUGGCCAAGACGUCCGUACUUGCCUCCAGGGGAAAAGAUGAGGGAGUGGACAGUUGAUGUCAUGGGGGUGUUGGAAGCAGAGGAAAACUCCAUUGCAGAAAGAUAAUGUGUAUAGCUUAAACAAAGAGAAAAUGAUAGAUCAUGUUAUAGGGAUAUUUCUUCUAUAUGUCCUCUAGAAAUUAUUCCAUAAUACAACAAUGUUAAAAAAGUAAAUACAAAGG
Molecule: messenger RNA, 1293 nt
Organism: Bipolaris sorokiniana ND90Pr
Lineage: Eukaryota; Fungi; Ascomycota; Dothideomycetes; Pleosporales; Pleosporaceae
Exons: 1
Coding region: 195-1178 (327 amino acids)
Molecular function (GO): 4-hydroxy-tetrahydrodipicolinate synthase activity
Source: RefSeq, a predicted model, not a curated record